Molecule: messenger RNA, 1246 nt
Organism: Lobosporangium transversale
Lineage: Eukaryota; Fungi; Mortierellomycota; Mortierellomycetes; Mortierellales; Mortierellaceae
Exons: 3
Coding region: 89-1177 (362 amino acids)
Cellular component (GO): MLL3/4 complex
Source: RefSeq, a predicted model, not a curated record
CUAUCACGUAUGUAAUGCUCACACAUUUUUAUUUUUAUUUUCUUUGCUUGAUCAUGCAGCGAAGGACUAUAUCUUCAAAGACUCUGGAAUGGAAGAAAAAUUUGGGUUCAAUCUAGCGGAGAGUUGUGCACGUGCAAAAGACAAUUUGAAUCACAGCAUUGAAUUGUUUCGAUUUUACAGUUUUUAUAUUGUAAAAGGAGGAAUUAAUAAGGCUCGUGCGGAAGAAGGCCACAUCACUCGCGAGGUGGCUGAAAGUACCAUACGGCCAAUGAUUGAAGUAUGCGGGGGAAAGGUGUUGAGGUCUGAGCCCAAGGUAGUUGAUGAUAGCAUUAUUGUGAUUGGGCCUGAUGUCUUUUGCCAAAAUACCCAGGACCUGAUCAAGAAAGGAUUCAAGGUCGUGAAGAGAGAAUUCAUUUUGAGCGCGAUCCUACACCAAAAACUUGAUUUCGAGGCACAUAAGAUUGACUCUCGUGCAUCACCACCGCCUGAUGUGGGUGAUGAUGUAUCAACUGCCGGCGAAGUCGAAGAUGACGGAGGUAAUGUAGCUAGUGAUGAGUCAGGCUCCUCUGCCUUAUCUCGAUCACAACCACAGUCCAGAAAAGGCAAAACUUCAUCCAGAUCCGCCAGAGCUCCAAAGCCUGUCUCGCGUUCUGUUAGCUCCAUCUCUGCAAUAGAGGGGACUCUAUCUGGAAAAGGAUCAUUCGACAGUUUAUCACCAGUCGUUGCUUCCCCUUCUGUUGAAACGGGGGAACCUUCAACUUCAUCGCCAAAAUCAGCUCAUGACGGUCGGCGACCUACAGCCACUCAGAGGCGGGUGCGAGGCCUAGCGCAUGAAGGAAGCGGAUCGAAUUCAGAAUCAACUGAAACGGCACCAUCGACUACUACGACCAAGGUCACGAGGGUAGUCCGUGCAACCAAAAAAAGUGUAAGAACUGUGGCAACAACGUCAAAGGCGACAGUCAAUACUGUUGAGAGUGGAGUUGAUGUCUCUGAUGUGGAGCAUAAAGCUGAGCCAAAAAAGAGGGCCUCACAGCGUAAGCCCUCCAAAAAAGGGUCCAAAGUGACUACGGUGACAGAUACAGAGGAGAGCGAUGCUGUGACCACGCAAGUGGCAUCAUCAUCAAAAGUGACAAGCGCGAAAAGUCAAGGCAAGAAAAUAGCGAAUCGAAAGAAGUAGGUCGGCUUGGGAUUUUAUUAUGACGCCGAUCUUUCUUUUUCUACAUAUAGUUUACUUGCUUUUUUUUUU